AUGAAGAACAUGUUUUUGCGACAGAGCUCCCGCGCCGUCGGCCGGCAAGAAUUGUGGCGUCUUAGUCGGAGGGGGUUGAGCAGACUUGCGCCGACUGCGACAGCCACGACAACACCAUCCACGACUUCGUCUGCUACUCGUCCCCUUGCCCCGAACUCGAGGUCGUCUGCUCUAGCCCAACAGCCCUCCACAAGAAGACAGUUCCAUGCCACAAGGGAGCUUCAAGUCGUCAAGCCGGUCCUCCUUGCCGAUAUUGGAGAGGGAAUUGUCGAAUGCGAAGUCAUCCAAUGGUUCGUCGAGCCCGGCGCGCGAGUCGAGGAGUUCUCGCCGCUGUGCGAAGUCCAGAGUGACAAGGCUUCGGUCGAAAUCACCAGUCGCUUUGCCGGUGUAGUCAAGAAGCUCUACUACGAUGCGGGCGAGAUGGCUAAGGUCGGAAAGCCGUUUGUCGAUAUCGACAUCGAGGGCGAUCCGGAGAACAAGGAGGCGGAAGCUUUGACACCGCCCGAGCCUGUUUCUACCCCAGAAGGACAGCAGGCCAUCAAGGGGGAGGCUAUCUCAACAUCUACGCCGCAAGCUAUUGCUCCCGAACUCAAACAGGCAUUUAUCGAGGCACCGUGGGCACAGGAAACGCCAGCACCCUCGCACUCGCCAGUGACCAAGCAGACGGGCAAGCACGCCUCAUUGGCGACUCCAGCUGUUAGGCACUUGGCGAAGGACCUGAACGUCGACAUCACUGAAAUAACUGGGACAGGCAAGGAUGGACGGGUGCUCAAGGAGGAUGUCUACAAGUUUGUGCAAGUCAAGGCCUCUGCGUCAAUACCGUCCCCCUCUGGUGCUACGCCAACCACGCCAGGUGUGAGCGCUGCCGCUGCCGCCGCGAGCGCGUUCUCAUCCCCAGCCGCCACAGCUUCAGGCCCUCAAACAGAAACUACGGUGCCUCUCACGAGGACGCAGGAGAUGAUGUUCAAGUCCAUGACUCGGUCGCUAACCAUCCCGCACUUCCUCUACGCCGACGAAGUCGACUUUACCUCCCUUGUCGAGUUGCGUGCACGCCUCAACAAGGUUCUCUCCAAGUCUGGCCUUCCCGAGGGCGAGGUUAAGAAGCUCUCUUAUCUCCCCUUCGUCAUUAAGGCCGUCAGCAUGGCGCUUUACAAAUACCCCGUCCUCAAUGCUCGUGUCGACCUCGACAGCAACAGCAAUGGUAAGCCAUCCCUCAUCAUGCGCAGCCAGCACAACAUCGGUGUGGCAAUGGACACUCCUUCCGGCCUGCUCGUGCCCGUCGUUAAAAACGUCGGCAGCCUCAAUAUUCUGAGCAUCGCCGCCGAGCUGGCCCGCCUGCAGUCAUUAGCCGUAACCGGUAAGCUGUCGCCACAGGACAUGUCUGGCGGUACAAUCACCGUCAGCAACAUUGGUAGCAUUGGAGGCACCUACCUGUCCCCGGUAAUAGUGGAGAAGGAGGUGGCCAUUCUCGGCAUCGGUCGCAUGCGUACUGUCCCGGCAUUCUCGACGGUGCCUGGGGAGGAAGACAAGAUCUUGCGAAGGCAGAUCUGCAACUUCAGCUGGAGUGCUGACCAUCGUGUGAUUGAUGGGGCAACCAUGGCCAGGGCGGCGGACGUGGUGAGGUCGAUUGUUGAAGAGCCUGAUGUUAUGGUCAUGCAUCUCAGGUGA
Messenger RNA from Sordaria macrospora k-hell, 1668 nucleotides. RefSeq lists its product as uncharacterized. NCBI's taxonomy places the organism in Eukaryota, Fungi, Ascomycota, Sordariomycetes, Sordariales, Sordariaceae. Gene Ontology annotation, molecular function: lipoic acid binding; acetyltransferase activity. Gene Ontology annotation, cellular component: cytoplasm; mitochondrion. The record is from RefSeq and is a predicted model, not a curated record.